AAUGUCAUUAUACCACGUUUGCUCCUUAUCCAACAGCGUCCCCUGCGAGUUUAUCUUCGCACAUGUCCAGAUCAAAUGUUGCUUGUACUUUCUUUACAGGUAGCCUUCAAAUCACAUGUCAAACUCAACAUCAAACUCACAUGUAACAUCACCAUCCUCACGAAUGCAAGACCACAUAUACCAUCACUUAGCAUCGUUCGUUUCUACGGCUAUCACCGCAGACUCCGUUCCAGCGAAUCAUCCUUUCAGUUGAGGUCCAGCAACACCACCAUGGGUAUACCCAGGAGGUACCUGUGCGCGGAUUGUGGUCGAAUGUUUGGCAAUCGAGCUUCUUUGAUGAGACAUCGCGUCUACGAGGGUGAGGGAUGUCAGCAGCAGCCUCCACAGAGGCAGCAGCAACAGGCGGAACAGGCGAUUUCUUCGGUCAAGAGGGUCUCGGUACCCACUAGAUCCAAGAGGAAGCACGUCUGCUCGAAGUGCAACAAAAGCUAUGCUUUCUUCACCUCGUUGUGGAGGCAUCAGAAUUACGAGUGCGGCGUCGAACCCAGAUUCGGCUGUACCGUUUGUAGGGCUAAGUUUGCUCAGAAGAGUAACCUUGACAGGCACAUUCGAGCGAGACACUCGUCGUAAAUAUUGUUUUAGAUUGAUUUUUUAUGAUACAUUUGAACAUUGGUUUUAGAAAUUUUAUUAUUUUCUUGCAUACAUGAUGUGCAUGAGAAUGAUAUGCAUUCAUUUUUGUUACGUUUGUAAUUAAUUUAAUGAGUAAAGAAAGUUUUAGAGAGCAUUUAAGGCAUUUCGUGCAACGAAUGCCUUAUCAACGCAUAAAUCGCGAAGCAAUAUUACUUAUACUGUCGCAGUCUUUGAGAUAUUGACGAAGUAAGAACCGGCUAUUACUAAAUUAAGGUUGAUAGAUAAUGCAAGGCCUAGUAGAAAAUAACGACAGAAGUUAAGAGCGAAUCAAGGUAUUUCAUUAUUUACAAACCCAAACUGAAUCAACACUCCAUAGAUGUUGUACACAUUCCAUAGAAAAUAUAUGUAUAUCUCGCGUUCUAAGUCAAAGUAUUAAUAACUUGACACCGUGAUUCUUUAAUAGUUGAAAGAAAGUAUUCAGAAUGUAACGUUUUAUUUUGUUUCACGUACCGUCACAAUUAUAGUGCCUAUUUCUGUAUUUGUUACGAAAAAAUGUAAGCAGUCAGUUUUCUAAUUUAUAGUAUGCGAUUAAUUAGAAGAAGUAUUUCUACUUCGUUUGAAUGAAAAUUAAAUGUAUCCUAUACGCUACUAUGUUGCUAUUAAGGUAGAGGGAUAUUUGUAUAAAUAAUUUACUACAUUGUACUAAUAAAUGUAAAAAUAUGUA
Nasonia vitripennis (jewel wasp) is the source of this 1354-nucleotide messenger RNA. RefSeq names its product zinc finger protein 99. Gene Ontology annotation, cellular component: nucleus. NCBI's taxonomy places the organism in Eukaryota, Metazoa, Arthropoda, Insecta, Hymenoptera, Pteromalidae. Gene Ontology annotation, biological process: regulation of transcription by RNA polymerase II. The record is from RefSeq and is a predicted model, not a curated record. The transcript has 2 exons. Gene Ontology annotation, molecular function: sequence-specific DNA binding; DNA-binding transcription factor activity, RNA polymerase II-specific. Bases 76 to 630 code for a protein of 184 amino acids.